AUACUAUUUAGUGAAUAUAACCAUGAUCCAAGUUGUGGAACUACAGUGCACAUGAUGGUUUGGUGGAUGUAAACAGGAAGUCUUCUGUUGCAUGGAGUGGUGAUGAGAUAGCUGUGAGAUAUAACUUUAUUUUAUUUAUUUGAGCCAGAAUACACUGACGAAGAGCUUUGUGAAACUGAAGAACGGAGGAGGAGUAGAGAGAGAGGCGCAACAGGUAACGUUAGAGGACGACAGAGGAGGAAUGGCUGCUGGAAGGAUUUAGCUCUGGAGAUUGGUGGUGUAACGUUACCUGUGAAUGCUGUGCCCCAGUGCCCACAGAAGAGGAAUACCUCUGUUGCAAGGAAUGGGACCGGUUGCAGCCUUAGCUAAAUGGUAAACAACAAACAUGACAACACACCGGUAAGGGUCCGCUGAGGCUACAGACACUACGAAGAGAAGAAGAGAAGAAAGUGCUGCAGCAGUCAUCGUCACCAUGAAGAUGCUGAUUGUGUCUGCACUUGUUUGUGCCAUGAUGGUUCUGACCAGAGCUGCUGCUCCUCCAGAGGAAACUCCUCCAGAGGAAACAGAGAGUCGCCUGGUCAAGAGAUCGACAGCUUGUCCCCCGGGCUGGUCUUUGUCAGGUGGUCGCUGUUACCACUACAAUCCAAGAAAUAUGACCUGGGCUGGAGCUGAGAAAAACUGUCAGGCCCAGGGUGGAAACCUUGCGUCUGUUCACAACAUCCGGCAAUUCUUUCAUGUUCAGAAGCUGAUUUUUCAAGCCACUCGUACAUACGACCUGGCAUGGAUUGGAGGCUCUGAUGCAGAAGAGAAUGGUCAAUGGUUCUGGAGUGAUGGCACACCUUUCCGCUACCGCCACUGGUGUCAUGGAGAGUCUAAUGACGGUGUUGUUGGAGGGCAGCAUUGUCUGCAGAUGAAUUUCUCAGGUCACAAAUGCUGGGAUUACAUCCCAUGCUCCAACCAGUUACCGUCUGUCUGUGUCAUGAAUAGCAAAUGAUUCCAGGUCUGACACAGAGACAUGAAGAACCCAUUAAAAGCACAAACACUUGUGUUGUGCGCAUGCUUUCAUAUACAUCUUUCUUUACACCCUCAGUCUCACAUGUGAGCUGAGUUUGUCUUUGCUAUCGCUGUAACGCUACUGAAGGAAUGAAGCGACAAGUGACAUAAACAGGAGCUGGACUGUCUCUGAGGCCUUGUGCCUUUAAUGAGAGCAGACUGAAUGUGUUAUGAAAAGAAUGCUUUUAGCACAAAUCUACAUAUAUUCUGCAAAGUAAACUCUUCUUUCUUGUCUUAUGCAAAAUUAAAGGCUCAAGCAUCCAAACAAA
Messenger RNA from Epinephelus fuscoguttatus (brown-marbled grouper), 1322 nucleotides. Its product is annotated as type-2 ice-structuring protein-like. The transcript is spliced from 9 exons. Lineage: Eukaryota; Metazoa; Chordata; Actinopteri; Perciformes; Serranidae. The record is from RefSeq and is a predicted model, not a curated record. Bases 473 to 994 code for a protein of 173 amino acids. Gene Ontology annotation, molecular function: signaling receptor activity.